Molecule: messenger RNA, 599 nt
Organism: Phaeodactylum tricornutum CCAP 1055/1
Lineage: Eukaryota; Bacillariophyta; Bacillariophyceae; Surirellales; Neidiaceae
Exons: 2
Coding region: 103-561 (152 amino acids)
Biological process (GO): ribosomal small subunit assembly; translation
Cellular component (GO): cytosolic small ribosomal subunit; ribosome
Molecular function (GO): structural constituent of ribosome; RNA binding
Source: RefSeq, a predicted model, not a curated record
CCCACGGCGAUUGCGCCAGCAAGCUGAAAGCAUCAUCGUAACCGAUUGCAGACUGCUAGUUGUAUUCGUUGUUUCGACCUUGUGCUAGUUUUUAUUUCUAAUAUGGCAGAAGAAGCUCGUGGAAUUUGUGUUCGUGAUGUUGCGGCAACGGACUUUAUCAAGUCUUACGCCGAGCACUUGAAGAACUCUGACAAGUUCGACUUGCCGGUCUGGUCGGACACCGUCAAGACGGCCGUCUUCAAAGAGUUGGCUCCGUACGGUGACGACUGGUAUUACAUCCGAGCAGCCUCCAUUGCACGAAAGGUGUACCUACGUCCUGGAGUUGGAAUCGGACAACUGCAAAAGUGGUACGGAGGAAGCUACCGUCGUGGAACACGAUCUGAACAUUUCCGAAAGGCUGCCUCGGGUAUCAUUCGUUCUGUUUUGAUCCAAUUGGAAGAGAUGAAAGUUGUCGAAAAAGUCGGAACUGGUGGACGCAGAGUUUCGGUGGUCGGCCAACAGGAUCUUGACCGAAUCGCCGGAACUGUUUUCCGUGCCGCGGAAGAGGACGACGAAGAGUAAACUUUUAAGUCCAGUAUAAGAAAACCACCAUACACUUU